AUGCCGUCCUUCACACAUAUCGCAGCGGCUGCUUUGCAGCUAAGCUCCUUGAUACGCCCCAGCUUCGCUGUACCAACGAAAGGAGAACCCAAGCUAGGCGCCGUCGCAUCUGAAAAUGCCAUUUGUUCCAAGAUCGGAACCGAUCUACUCAAGACUGGUGGAAAUGCGGCCGAUGCUUUGGUUGGCACUGUACUAUGUGUCGGAGUUACUGGCAUGUAUCACAGCGGCAUUGGUGGUGGUGGCUUCAUGCUUGUGCGUGGCUGCGACGGGAAGUACGAAUUUAUCGAUUUCCGAGAGACCGCCCCGGCUGCUGCGUUCGAGGAGAUGUAUAAUAACAACACCAAUCUAAGCUUAUACGGUGGUUUGGCAAGUGGUGUUCCCGGAGAGCUUCGAGGGUUGGAAUAUCUGCACAAAAACUAUGGGAAAUUGCCAUGGGCUAAGGUGGUAACGCCGGCUGUGAAGGUUGCUCGAGAGGGCUUCGUGGUGUCGGAAGAUCUCGUCCGUUACAUGAAUUCUGUAACGCCAAAUGCUAAUUUCCUCACGAAUGAUCCGGCGUGGGCAAUUGACUUUGCUCCGAACGGCACCAGAGUCCAACUUGGCGAGACGAUGACGCGAAAACGGUACGCCGACACGUUAGAGACCAUCGCCAAAGAGGGCGCAGAUGCUUUUUACACUGGUGCCAUUGCUCAGGCAACCAUCGCUGCGUUAUCAAAGGCCAACGGAACGAUGACCCUUGAAGACCUGAAAAACUAUACGGUCGCUAUCCGACAGCCUGCUAAGAUCAACUAUAGAGGCUACAAGCUUACAAGUGUUAGUGCGCCAUCAAGUGGCGCAGUGGCACUUAGUGCUCUGAAAAUCGUCGAAGGUUAUGAAGGAUUCGGCGAUCCUGCCCAGAUCAAUUUAACGGCUCACAGGCUAGACGAGGCCAUGAAGUUUGCGUACGGACAACGAGCCAAACUCGGCGACCCCUCCUUCGUUGAUGGUCUCGAAAAAUACCAGACUGAAAUGGUCUCCGAAGCGACUGCCGCUGAAGUCCGCUCGAAGAUUUUCGAUUUUUCUACGCAGAGCAAUAUAUCGUAUUACGAUCCAGAAGGUCUAGAGAGUCUCGAAACUCCGGGCACCAGUCACAUCGUUGCUGCUGAUCACACUGGGCUGGCUAUUAGCAUUACAACGACAGUUAACUUACUAUUCGGAUCCCAGCUUAUCGUCCCCGAGACAGGCGUUAUCAUGAAUGAUGAGAUGAACGACUUCUCCAUCCCGAAUUCCUCCAACGCAUUCGGUUAUAUACCAAGCCCGGAGAAUUACAUCCGUCCAGGCAAGCGCCCGUUGUCUUCAAUCUCGGGAACCAUUGUCGAGUCAGCCGACGGGAAACUGUACUUCGUCAUCGGAUCUGCCGGUGGUAGCCGUAUCAUUACGGCGACUAUCCAUAACAUCCACCACGUCCUUGAUCAGAACUUAACGACAGCUGAGGCCCUCGCGCAACCGCGAUUCCACGACCAGCUUGUCCCCACCCAAGUUUCCUUCGAGUAUGCGUAUGACAACAGCACUGUCGCAUACCUGAAGUCUUUGGGACACAAUGUCACUUGGGUCGCACCCGGUGGAAGUACUGCCCAAGGUUUGCGACUACUACCUAACGGGACGUUUGAAGCGGCUGGAGAGCCGCGACAACGCAACUCAGGUGGCUUCGCCGUAUGA
Molecule: messenger RNA, 1695 nt
Organism: Annulohypoxylon maeteangense
Lineage: Eukaryota; Fungi; Ascomycota; Sordariomycetes; Xylariales; Hypoxylaceae
Product: gamma-glutamyltranspeptidase
Exons: 2
Coding region: 1-1695 (564 amino acids)
Biological process (GO): glutathione catabolic process
Cellular component (GO): plasma membrane
Molecular function (GO): glutathione gamma-glutamate hydrolase
Source: RefSeq, a predicted model, not a curated record